AUGGCGUCUAAUUAUUUACAAGGUUAUGACGAGGCGAGGUUUGCGAUCACAGUCAAUCAAAAUUUCCUGUGUUUGAUUUGCUUCAACGUUUUGAAAGAACCAGUCAUGUGUUCUAGAAACCAGCACUGUUUCUGCCGUGCUUGUAUUACGAAGCAUCUCCAGAAUUCCCAAAGAUGCCCUACGUGUGCGGACGAACUGACCGUAGAGACUUUGGCCGAACCGCAAAGAAUGGUAAAGGAUUAUCUAAAUGAAUUACCUAUUCAUUGCGUUCACAUCAACAGAGGUUGUCAAGAGAUUGUACAACUACAGCAUCUUGACCGCCACGAGGCUACAUGUGGAUUUACACCAGCCGUUUGUACAAACCAAGGCUGUGGUGCGACUGUAAACAAGCGCGAUCUUAUUCACCAUGAAAGUGAACAAUGCGAAUUCCGAAAGUUGAAAUGUCACUCUUGUGGAGAAACAAUGAAAACGUUGGCGAAUAUGGAGAAGAGAAUUGCACAUUUGGAGACGAAUAUGGUUGCCAUGGAAACCACAAUGGGAAAGAAUAUGGCGACAAACAUCGCAGAAAUGAAAACAGAUAUGGAAGAAAAACUCGGCGCAGUCAAUAAUGAUGUCAGAGGAUUAAAAACAGCUUUGAUUGAAGGGUUUGAUCAAAUGAAGGAUGUUCUUGUCAAGAUGGAGGACAGGAUCAAGGAAAAUACAAGGAAAGUAAGAAAUACAGCAAGUGGUGACAAGGAAAAUAUAAUUGUUGCUGGAGGCGAUGAAACUGGCUCUGUGGAGAUCUUUAACUGGUCACUAAAAUUGUGGUCUCCAUUACAAUCCAUGCCAAAGAAGCGUUGGGGAGCGACCUCAUUUCUUUACAACAAUCACAUGAUGAUCGCUGGAGGGGGCUGUACUGGGUCUGGCUAUGUCGAGAAUAUGAUUAGAAUGAACAUUGACCUCAAUCCUGAUCUGUCAACACACUGGAAUGACUGUGCUGUUAAACUACCUGCCAAGUUGGCUUACCACAGCAGUGUGCUAUAUAAUAAUCAACUGAUGGUCACUGGUGGUUGUAUUGAAAGUUUCAACAAAACAUCCGAUGGUAUUCAUGAGGUCCAGCUUGUUCCCCCCUAUGCUGUGAAGAUGUUAUUAAGAAUGCCAGAACAAAGACAAGGUCACAGCACGGAGAUAAUUGAUGAUAAUUUGUUGAUCUUUGGCGGAGGUACAACUCAGAAAUCCAAAGACAACCUCAGUAGUGCUGUACUGUACAAUUUAAAGACGAAUGAAUGCAAACAGAUGGUACCACUGCCGUAUGAAGUGUGUGAUAUGGCGUCUGUGAGAUGGGGAGACAACAUUGUUGUGAUAGGCGGCGUGGGCAAAGAUGGCAAUGAGUUAGAUACAGUUAUCAUGUACAAUGUAAAGACUGAACAAAGUCACAUGUUGCCGCCAAUGAGAUGUAAGAGACGGGGAUGUGCUGCAGUUGUUAUUGGAAACAACAUUGUGGUACUGGGAGGAAUGGAUGAGCAGGGACAUGACCAGAAGUCAGUUGAAGCUUUCAACUUUGAAAGUUAUCAUUGGGAAGAACUUCCUGAAAUGUCCCAAGAAAGAUCAUUCCACACUGUUGUUGUUGUGUGA
Paramuricea clavata is the source of this 1614-nucleotide messenger RNA. The record is from the annotation of a GenBank genome assembly. NCBI's taxonomy places the organism in Eukaryota, Metazoa, Cnidaria, Anthozoa, Malacalcyonacea, Plexauridae.